CCUGGGCUGGGGGGCUGAGGUGCCUCUCCCUGCUGCAUCAGCUCUGGGGCUGUGAGAUCUCUCUGAUGGAGCCAGGGGAGGAACCGGGCCCCUCGGAUGCAGAGGAAAGGGAGAUUGUGAGAGACGCCUGCACAGAGGACGGGAUGGUGAAGAUAAAGGAGGAGAAUUGUCUGGAGGAAGCAGAAUCACAUGGGAAUUUAUUGGGAAUGUUGACAGGGAAAGUUUCUUUGAGUCCUGAUCAGGUGAAGGCGUGUGACUCUCAAUGCAUAUCAGAAAAAAUUCCUGGAGAGACAUCACAGGGUAAAGCCACUUCCACUGGCAGAGCUCUCAGGAAAACUAAAAAUAACAAAGCCCAUCAGAGAAUUAACACUGCAGAGAAACCCUAUACCUGCCCUGAGUUUGGCCAAAGCUUCAGUGUGAGCUCAGACCUUGCUGUGCAUCAAACAAUCCACACUGAUGAGAGACCCUAUAAAUGCAUGGAGUGCGAGGAAAUCUUCAAUCAGAAAUCAAUACUUGUUACUCACCAGAGAAUCCACACUGGAGAGAAGCCCUAUAAGUGCCCCGACUGCGGGAAAAGCUUCUGUCAGAACUCAACACUUAGGACACAUGAGAAAAUCCACAGGGCAGAGAAACCCUAUGAGUGCCUACAAUGUGGGAAAAGCUUCCGAGUGCGCUCCUACCUUCUUAUGCAUGAGAGGACCCACACUGUAGAUAAACCCUUUAAAUGCUCCGACUGUGGGAAAAGCUUCUGUGCAAGUUCUGACCUUAUGAAACAUCAGAGAACCCACACAGGAGAGAGACCCUAUAAAUGCCCCGACUGUGGGAAAAGCUUCAGUGACUGCUCAGCCUUUAUAAAACACAAGAAAAUCCACAUGGCAGAGAAGCCCUAUAACUGUACUGACUGUGGGAAAAGCUUCCGUGUGAUUUCAGCCCUUACUGUACAUCAGGCAAUCCACUCGGGAGAGAGACCCUACAAGUGCCCUGACUGUGGGAAAAGCUUCAUCCUGCGCUCAUGCCUUAUUCGACAUCAGAGAAUCCACACUGGUGCUAAACCUUAUAAAUGCCCUGACUGUGGGAAAAGCUUCCGUCUGAGCUCAACCCUUUGUACUCAUAGGAAAAUCCAUACAGCAGAGAAACCCUAUGAGUGUCUCAAAUGUGGGAAAAGAUUCCGAGUGAGCUCUUACCUUCUUACGCAUGAGAGGAUACACACUGUAGAUAAACCUUAUAAAUGUCCUGACUGUAGAAAAAGCUUCAAUGCGAGGUCCUACCUUAUCAAACAUCAAAGAAUCCACACAGGAGAGAGACCUUUUAAAUGCCUUGAGUGUGGGAAAAGCUUCAAUCGCAGAUCAACUCUUAUCACUCAUCAGAGAAUCCACACUGGAGAGAAGCCCUAUAAAUGUCCCGACUGUGGGAAAAGCUUCAGUGUGAACUCAGACCUCAUUGUACAUCAGAGACUCCACUCGGGAGAAAGACCCUAUAAAUGCCUUGACUGUGGGAAAACUUUCCGUCUAAGCUCACACCUUACUAGACAUCAGAGAAGCCACACUGGUGAGAGACCCUAUAAAUGCCUGGUCUGUGGGGAAAACUUCAGUGACUGCUCAGGACUUAUUAAACAUAAGAGAAACCACACAGGAGAAGAACCUUAUAAAUGCCCUGAGUGUGGGAAAAACUUUAGUGUGAAUUCAGCCCUUAUUGUACAUCAAAGAACCCACACAGGAGAGAGACCCUAUAAAUGCCUUGUCUGUGGGAAAAGUUUCAGUGACCGCUCAGGCCUCAUUAAACACAAGAGAAUACACACAGAAGAGAAACCUUAUAAAUGCCCCAAAUGUGGGAAAAGCUUCAGUGACAGUUCAAGCCUUAUUAAACACCAAAGAAUCCACACAGGAGAGAAACUCUAUAAAUGCCCUGAAUGUGGGAAAAGCUUUAGUCACAGCUCCGCCCUUUUGAAACACCAAAGAAUCCAUACAGGAGAGAGACCCUUUAAAUGCCUCGAAUGUGAGAAAAGGUUCACUGACAGCUCAGCCCUUAGGAGACACCGGCGAAUCCACUCAGAAGACAGGCCCUAUAAAUGCCCCGACUGUGGGGAACGAUUCAGUGUGGCCUCAGGCCUUAUUAGACACCAGAAAAUCCACACUGAGGAGAGACCUUUUAAAUGUAGUGAGUGCGGGAAAAGCUUCCAGUCGAACUCACUUCUUAAAACACAUCAGAGGAUCCAUACGGGAGAAAAACCCUAUAAAUGCCCCGAGUGUGGGAAACGCUUCCGUCAGAGCUCCCACCUUAUAAGGCAUCAGAAAAUACACAUGGAAUAGGUGUUCACAAUGUUUUUCAUUGUUGCUUUUGUUAUGGUGUUUCUCACGGUUCUGCUACACCAAGUCAAAUGGGGAUGAUGAGGUCUAUGCUUGGCUGGGUUUUACAGGGUACCCGUUAUGGAUUUAAAGAAUCCAUGCCAUGCCCUGGCCACAAAGGCAGGCCCCCUGGCCUCAACACCUCCCAGACUGAGCCUUUGGACUCCAGCACUCCUGUUCUUCAUGCUGAGAUCUGCCCAGUGAAUCCAUCCGAGAGAAUGAAAAGCAAUAUACCCCCAACUUCCAUCCAACUCAUAGUCUGUUACAAAACAUCAGCAGUGACUGUUAAAGCAUAUUAAGUUCCCAAAUACACAGGCUGUGGAAGAGUCAGAUGUGUUCAACUGUUGAUACUUGAGAGUACGACUUCACCAGUCAGGUUAUGCAGAGCAUUGAAUGGGGUGAAUGUUUCUUUUUGGUGUCUGUUAGCGAUGGAAGUGAAAGCCUUAUGGAGCGUUGGUGCACGUUAUCCACGAUGUUGUAGCUGAUAUGAAGAUGGCAAGGAAUACAGGAGUCUUUUCCCUUCUAAUGUCCAUGUUUUAAGGUUUUGGGUGGCUGGCAUAUAUUCUGAUGCCACCUUCACUGUCACUAAAUGCAGUUUUCUUUGUGUUACUUACAUAUAGAAACUUUAAAACAAAUGUUUUUCCCCAAUAUUCUGAGCUCAUGUUUUUUCUCCUCCAUCCCCAAACCCUGGUGCUUUGAGUAGAAAUGGCUCAUGGUGGGUAGUGUUCAAGUCAAGCCAGCUUUUACAAAUAAUUUUUCAAAGUGAAAAAUGCUCUCCAGCAUCUUCUUACUGGUUCCUUUUUGUUGUCUCUGUCCAUCAUUUCUGUUGCCACCAAGGUCUGACUUUCAGCCCCUCCCUCUUCUGUCUUCAAAAAUAAAAUUUCUCCCCUUCUAAAAAAUGCUGAAGUUAACUCUCUGUGGGAGGGAGAAAAUGUCCAGAACAGUCAAAGAAAAUGUUUUUGAGAAGAAGAUCUCCCCUCG
Mauremys mutica (yellowpond turtle) is the source of this 3326-nucleotide messenger RNA. RefSeq names its product zinc finger protein 850-like. The record is from RefSeq and is a predicted model, not a curated record. Lineage: Eukaryota; Metazoa; Chordata; Testudines; Geoemydidae. The transcript is spliced from 4 exons. Gene Ontology annotation, molecular function: DNA-binding transcription activator activity, RNA polymerase II-specific; RNA polymerase II cis-regulatory region sequence-specific DNA binding. The coding region runs from base 66 to 2309 and encodes 747 amino acids. Gene Ontology annotation, biological process: regulation of transcription by RNA polymerase II. Gene Ontology annotation, cellular component: nucleus.